AUGGCUAUCAAGGCUAAGGUUGCUUCGGCAGCAGAAAAGGAUGAUAUCCCAGUGGAGUCUAGGGAUAUGCAACUUCUGGCUACUCUCGGUUUCAAACAGGAACUACGAAGGCAUUACUCAACGACUCGGGUCUUUGCAGUAGCAUUCAGCAUCAUGGGCCUAUUGCCUUCUAUUUCUUCUACACUGUUCUUCUCGAUACCUGCAGGUCCUGUAGGGAUGGUUUGGGGAUGGCUAGCUGCUAGUAUAUUCAUAUUUAUCGUUGGUCUCGCCAUGGCUGACCUGGCUUCUGCAAUGCCAACGGCGGGAGGCCCUUAUUUUUGGACACAAUAUUUCAGUGGAGACAGAUGGAAGAACCCUCUGAGCUUUAUUGUCGGAUACAGUAAUACUAUCGGUCUCCUUGGUGGAGUCUGCUCUGUGGAUUAUGGAUUCGCUACCAUGCUACUUUCGGUUGACUCACUGACCCAUGAUGGUAACUGGACUGCCUCUCGCGCAGUUGUGUACGGAACGUACGUGGUCUGCGGCGUCGUCCAUGGUCUCAUAGCUACGUUCUUUGGACGUAAUAUGCCCAAGAUUCAGUCAACCUGUAUUGUGAGCAAUGGCGGUCUCGUGCUAGCCACUAUCCUCGCAUUACCAAUCGGGAAGGCUAUCAGAGGCGGACAUAUUAACGCGGGUGCCUAUGUUUUCGGUCAUCUUAGAAAUCUCACAACCUGGCCCCAAGGUUGGGCGUUCAUGCUGGCCUGGCUGUCCCCGAUCUGGACAAUUGGGGUGUUCAACUCGUGUGUCCACAUGAGCGAAGAGGCUACUCAUGCGGCGCGCGCUAUACCUCUAGUAAUCGUAGCUGUAAUUGAUGUCAACUUGGACGGUGUAUUGAGCACAAACCUUGGCCAACCCAUGGCGCAGAUCUAUUACGACUGCCUCGGGAAAAGUGGUGCCCUUGGCUUCAUGAUAGUAGUGGCAAUUGUCCAAUUUUUCAUGGGUCUGAGUCUGGUGAUCGCCGCCUCUCGCCAAAGUUGGGCCUUCUCCCGAGAUGGCGCCCUCCCCUUCUUCUUCCGCAAUGUCAGCAAAAAGAUCCGCUACCAACCUGUACGCAUGAUUUGGGGCGUCGUAGUAUCCGCUGUCAUCGUCGGUCUCCUCUGCAUAAUCAGCAGCACCGCUUCGAAUGCCAUCUCCUCUCUUGCCGUAGCCGGCAAUGAUCUCGCUUGGAUGAUGCCCAUCCUCUGCCGGCUGGUCUGGGGCCAGGAUUAUAAACCGAUAGCGGUCACUACUAUUGAUAUGAAUCAUACAGUUGUUAUCAAUGGAGCACUUCGGGGUGGUGCUCUUCUGUAUUAUGGCCUGUAUGCAAGGAAGGUAUAUAAGGGACCUCAGACAACAGUCGGCUCCUCGUCCAGUGUUUCCGAGGCAAAUCUCGGAGGGUUAUGA
Aspergillus pseudotamarii is the source of this 1419-nucleotide messenger RNA. RefSeq names its product putative GABA permease. Gene Ontology annotation, molecular function: transmembrane transporter activity. The coding region runs from base 1 to 1419 and encodes 472 amino acids. Lineage: Eukaryota; Fungi; Ascomycota; Eurotiomycetes; Eurotiales; Aspergillaceae. Gene Ontology annotation, cellular component: membrane. The transcript is spliced from 11 exons. Gene Ontology annotation, biological process: transmembrane transport. The record is from RefSeq and is a predicted model, not a curated record.